UCAGACUCCAUGUGUAAAGGUGAACCGCAAUUCUUCGCAUUUUUUGCACUGCGCACAAAGGAGUUUUUACUGAUCAUUACUGUCUGUCAUUUAGGGUAAAGUCAUUUUCAUGUACAGGCAGAAAGAAAUUGAAUGAAAAAUGCUGUAAAACUUUGUAUUUCUAUGUUGUGAACUGCGUCAGUGUUUUGUGUCAGUUGGUUGAAACCCAACACUAAUGUUCAAUUAAUUACUUCUUCACGCACCGCAUGUGACACUGCCUUCAUCCACAACAACCACGCACACAUACACAAACAGAAAAACACUCCUGCACACGUCAUUGUGGUGACUGGGAUUUGUUUUCAUGGGGGCUGUAGACACACGCGUACUGUCACAUUUUCAGCUUGGGAAACUCCAGGAGCAGAUCUAGCUUGAUGUGAAGGAAUGUUAAUUCUAGGCUAAAAAGACCAGAGGCCUGCAGCAUCCUCCGCUAUAACUAGAUCGACCUCAGUGCCGGUGGAUAAUCCCUCCCCAAAGCACACCCUAGUGAAUUUGACCUAACGCUGGAUACUACAGAUUUCCAUCCAGACAGCAAACGAAAGCAGAGCAUAUCCAGUCCACCUAUAUUGAAAUUAUUAAGCAUUUAUAACAUCAAGCAUUUAUAGUUGUUUUUGGGAGGAUUCAUAUACCUGUUGGUUAGUUUUUAAGAGAGGCAUUUAAAAUAAUUACUAAAAAUGGGUCCUGGAAUGGAAGCAGCUGACAUUGCUGUGGUUGCACUGUACUUUGUCCUGGUGGUAGUCAUUGGGUUUUUUGCCAUGUGGAAAGCCAAUCGCAGCACAGUAAAUGGCUACUUCCUGGCUGGACGCUCCAUGACAUGGAUAGUGAUUGGCGCAUCGCUCUUCGUCAGCAACAUUGGCAGUGAGCAUUUUAUAGGCCUGGCUGGAUCAGGGGCAGCGAGCGGCUUGGCUGUAGCAGCAUGGGAAUUUAACGCACUUCUGCUGUUGCAGCUGCUCGGCUGGGUGUUUGUCCCUGUCUAUAUCCACUCGGGAGUCUACACCAUGCCUGAGUACCUGUCGAAACGCUAUGGUGGCAACAGGCUCAAGGUUUACUUUGCUUUCCUCUCGAUAAUGCUUUACAUUUUUACCAAGCUCUCUGUAGACUUGUAUGCUGGUGCUCUUUUCAUUCAAGAGUCUCUGGGGUGGAACCUUUAUCUCUCCAUUUUCCUGCUCAUCAGCAUGACUGCAUUGCUGACCAUCACUGGCGGAUUGAUGGCAGUGUUAUACACUGAUGCACUUCAGGCAGUGUUGAUGAUUGGGGGAGCCCUCACCUUAACCACAAUCAGCCUUGUAAAAGUUGGAGGGUUGGAGGGUGUCAGGACAAAGUACAUGCAAGCCAUUCCAAAUGUUUCUGCAAUAGUGGCCAGUGGAAACUUUUCCUAUUCUAAUUCCUGUAGCAUUGAGCCCAAGCCGGACUCGCUGCGUAUGCUUCGAGGUCCUCUGGAUGAAGACAUCCCCUGGCCAGGCUUCCUUUUUGGCCAAACCCCUGCAUCCAUUUGGUACUGGUGUGCGGACCAGGUCAUUGUUCAGAGGGUGUUAGCAGCAAAGAACAUUGCACAUGCAAAGUGCUCAACAUUGAUGGCAGGACUUCUCAAGAUCCUGCCCAUGUUUAUAAUUGUCAUUCCUGGUAUGAUCUCCCGCAUUCUUUUUGCAGACGAGGUAGCCUGCAUUGGGCCGGAACACUGCAUGUCUGUAUGUGGUUCUCAGGCUGGCUGCUCCAACAUUGCCUACCCACGUCUUGUCAUGGCCGUGAUGCCUGUUGGACUCAGGGGUCUGAUGAUGGCAGUCAUGAUCGCCGCCCUGAUGAGUGAUCUUGACUCGAUAUUUAACAGUGCAAGCACCAUCUUCACGUUGGACAUCUACCAGAGCAUUCGCCGGAAGGCCUCUCAGUGCGAGCUGCUCAUUGUGGGCCGCAUGUUUGUUGUGCUCAUGGUGGGGAUUAGUAUCGCCUGGGUUCCGGUCAUCGUUGACAUGCAAGGUGGACAGACAUACCUGUACAUCCAGGAAGUUGCUGGUUACCUCACGCCCCCGAUUGCCGCCCUCUUUCUGCUUGGAGUGUUCUGUAAACGCUGCAAUGAGAAGGGUGCAUUUUGGGGAGGUAUGACUGGUUUUACACUCGGCACCGUGAGACUUAUCCUUGCAUUUGUCUACAGACAGCCACGCUGUGACCAACCAGAUAACAGGCCUGUCUUCAUCAGUCAUGUGCACUACAUGUAUGUGGCUGCUGGGCUCUUCUGGAGUUCAGGCUUGGUGGCGGUUGUGGUCAGUCUCUGCACCUCUCCACCAAAUGAGGAGCAAGUUUCCACCACCACAAUAUGGGGGCUCCAUAACGUCAAAAAGGUCCCCGUUAAAGGCAGAGAGGAAACGAACAAGCUAACUGAUAAGGGCUGCUGUAAGAGCAAUGGAAGCUUACACAAAGAAAUGCCUCCAGAUGUUCGAAGCAACAGGUGUCUGGAUGGAGCCGACAUCAAACUCCUCGUGCCGUCCACCGACCUUGACCUAGGGACCCCAAGCACAGAAACAUCCUCUGCAUCCACCCCUGUGGACCAAUUUGGCAGGAAGGAAAGCUGCCAUGACAACAGGGGGAAUGGGAGGUGCAUGCGCUUCUUGGACUGGUUCUGUGGCUAUAAGGAGGAAGCUCAGACCUCCCAGCAGAAAGUGGUGGUGGUGGAUGAUCCAAGAGUUGUUGCAGAGAUGCUCUACGAGCCCCCGAGAGUUAAACUUUUCCUCAAUGUGGCAUUACUGUGUAUCUGCUCAGUGGAUAUCUUCUUCUUUGUUUAUUUCUCACUGUAGUCAUACCUGACACUGAAUUGAUGGGGACUGGUGUGUGUGUGUGUGUGUGUUUGAGGUGUUUGGGACUGUUAUGUACAGUUUGAAUUUCAGAGACUUGGUGAACGCUGUAAUAUUUACAGUUGUCUUUUCUGUAACAGGGAUCAAAGGUUAUUCUAAUCAUUUUUAAAAAAUGAUUAAAGCUUCUUCACAAAAAAAAAAAAAAAAAAAAAUACAAAUUGACUCCAUGGCUUCAAAGUUUCUCUGGCCACGUGCCAGUUUUGUACAGCGCUUCUUGUUAAAACUGCAUUCAAAAUAUCGACUGGAAUUUUUAGAAUGGCUGUUAGAAGUGAAUUUAAUUCGCCUUAUUUGACUUAUGCACUUGUCUUGGUUUUUUUCUUCUGUAUAGUGAAAAAUGUGGUUAAAAACCAUUUUCCCAACGAUUUGGCAGUGAGUAGGUUUUGUUGCAGCACUUAUCCUCUCUGUAAAAUUAAGUUACAGGCUUUGACAGUUCUUUCUGUUGAACAGAUGUUACUACAUUUUAUCAUUAGUCCUUCAAAUAUCUAAAAUUUUUAUUUCAUUUGAUGCUUGGGAAAACCUAAUAAGUAACCAAUAUUUUGUCAAAGAAUGUACCCUGUUUUGUUUUGUUUUUUAAAAUAUGGUUACAAAUAUGAGCUUUGUAAGUACUUGAAAGCAUUUACUUCUCUGCUGCUGUUGCAUUACUUUUAUGAUGGUUGUUGGUAUUAUUACAUUUUAUUUUUUUAAACCACAAGUAUUUAAUCAAAAGUGGACAUUGCCUGUUUUACAGCACAGAAAAUGGAACAGAAGAUACUGACGUUCUUCGUUUCAAAUUGAUUUCCCACCCCAUACUUAGAGGGGGAAAAAAAUCAUUGAUAUAGUACGGUACUCACAAUUCUAAUUGGCUGUUUGGUUUAUUGUCAGUGUCGAUCAAACCUGUCUGCACCUAUACAAUUUUUCUUUAAAUGUAAUUUUUUUUUGUGUGCAUGGUUUAUAUGUAAAAUUUUCUCCUGUUUUUUUUUUUUUUGGGGGGGGGGGGGGGGUUGCCAGUUUGAGUGUUAUUCAAAAUCAGAUUUUUAAGCACUAUGAUUCUAUCAUAACAAAAAGCCACACACACCAAUGGUGAUUUUUGAAUUGACAUUUAAUGCAUAUCUUAUAUUUUAUGUUUUGAAUUGUGUGAGACGUUUAUUGAAUUAUGUCAAUUUGUUGUUGAGUAUAAAAUAGGGCUUACCUGAUUUACCCACAUAAUUUUCUUUUUUUAAACAGUAGUCUCUCAUAUACAGUAUGUGUCAGUGUCAUUUUAUCUGUUUUUCAAGUGCAUCUUUAUGAUGACCUCUUCCAACCAAAUGUGUCUUAGUGUGCAAAG
This is a messenger RNA of Thalassophryne amazonica, 4185 nucleotides long. It is a transcript of the gene slc5a3b, whose product is annotated as solute carrier family 5 member 3b. Gene Ontology annotation, cellular component: plasma membrane. The coding region runs from base 711 to 2825 and encodes 704 amino acids. Gene Ontology annotation, biological process: myo-inositol transport; transmembrane transport; inositol metabolic process. Gene Ontology annotation, molecular function: D-glucose:sodium symporter activity. NCBI's taxonomy places the organism in Eukaryota, Metazoa, Chordata, Actinopteri, Batrachoidiformes, Batrachoididae. The transcript is spliced from 2 exons. The record is from RefSeq and is a predicted model, not a curated record.